AAGCUAAUCGGAUCGCAGCAAUGAUGAACAUUGCAGUAAUCGGGGCCGGGGUGAAUGGUGUGUCCAGUGCCAUUAAGAUAUUGGAACACUACAAAAGAGAGGCAAAGUCACCGAUAAGGGUGACGAUUAUAUCGGAGGACUUCACGCCCAACACCACAGGCGAUGGAUCGGCGGGACUCUGGGGUCCCUAUCUACUGGGCGGCACUUCGCAAUCGAAAGUCUACAAAUGGUCGAAAAGUAUGCACAAAUUUCUGGAGGAGAUCUGGCUAAGUGGAGAUGCCGGAGAGGCUGGUGUGUGUCUGCUGCCCUGCAUUCGGCUGAACACCUCCACGGUGGACACCGUUGAGGAUUUCUGGCGCGACAUUGUCUAUGGAGCCGAGGAUCUGUCUCAGGAACAACUCGCUGCCUACAAUAAAGGACGCAGCGUUAAGUUUACGUCAGGCCUAUCCUUCGUUACCUACACCUCGGAGCCCAUUAAACUGCUUCCGUAUUUGAUGAAGCGUUUCGCCCGCAACGGAGGAAUAGUUGUUCAGAAGAGGAUAACAGACCUGGAGGCAUUUGUCGCCGACUCCGAUUACGAUGUGAUCGUCAACUGCUCCGGCCUGGGCUCCCGAACUCUUCUCAACGACGACCACAUGUACGCGGUGCGUGGACAAGUGUCCCGGGUGAGGGCAAACUGGAUUUUCUCGGCCGUUCUGGACGAAAGCGACGAUGGCAACUACAUUAUACCCAACACUGAGACCGUUGUCCUGGGCGGAACCCAUCAGGAGCGGGACUACAACACUCAAGUUUGCCCCAAGGACAGGCAGUUGAUAGUGGAAGGCUGUCGCCGGUAUAUUCCUGGUCUGGAGCACUCGGAAAGCCUUUUCGACUGGGUGGGUCUUCGGCCAGGUCGCACCCAACUGCGACUGGAGGCGGAGCGCCGUGGCCGGAAGCUCCUUAUCCACAACUAUGGUCACGGCGGCAGCGGGGUCACCUUGUGCUGGGGCUGUGCCGACGAUGUCCUCGAUAUCCUGCUGGCCGCCAAGAACGGUUCCAAGUUGUAAGUCCCAAAAAAAAUGUAAAAUAAAUGUAAAAAAUGCUGUAAAAUAUAGAUCGCCAAUAUAGACCACCUGA
This is a messenger RNA of Drosophila takahashii, 1116 nucleotides long. RefSeq names its product D-amino acid oxidase 2 (gene Daao2). Gene Ontology annotation, molecular function: D-amino-acid oxidase activity; FAD binding. Gene Ontology annotation, biological process: D-amino acid catabolic process. Lineage: Eukaryota; Metazoa; Arthropoda; Insecta; Diptera; Drosophilidae. The record is from RefSeq and is a predicted model, not a curated record. Gene Ontology annotation, cellular component: cytoplasm.